AUGGCCAACUGGCCAAACAUGGUGCUUGACGUAGCGGCGGAGACGGAUAUUACAGGAAGGGAGUUUUCCACAUUUAUCACCGAUGAACCUGAAGCUGCAGUAACCUUUGCACUGCGCCACGAAGGAAAGACUGCGGCUUUUAUUGAAGAAACUAGAGAAAGGCUGGCACACAUCAUUGAGCUGGGCAGCGAGCCCAGGUAUUCCAAAGAAGCGGUCCUUCAAGACCUAUUUCGUACCUUCGAGCAUGAGUUGAAAAGAGCCUACGACUCGACCGACUGGGACGAGAGAGACACUAGAAACGUUUUCGGCUUAAGGGAGGACCCGACGAGGAACUUUGGGAAUGCGGUGCUUUUCGUCACGAGACGAAGCCCCGAGGGAACCGUGGAUUUGGUAGCGGAACAGCUGGAGCAACAUAAUGGUGAAGAGGUCAAGGUGAAGCUGUCUACCGCGUCGGACAUCCCUCGAGGCGUCCUGUUGAAAUCAGUCUAUUUGUCACUGACUGCAGUAGGCCAUUCUCCUCUCGUGGUGUUCUUCGUGUCCUGA
Molecule: messenger RNA, 543 nt
Organism: Aspergillus fumigatus Af293
Lineage: Eukaryota; Fungi; Ascomycota; Eurotiomycetes; Eurotiales; Aspergillaceae
Exons: 6
Coding region: 1-543 (180 amino acids)
Source: RefSeq, a predicted model, not a curated record